This is a messenger RNA of Amphibalanus amphitrite, 5095 nucleotides long. RefSeq lists its product as uncharacterized. The record is from RefSeq and is a predicted model, not a curated record. Lineage: Eukaryota; Metazoa; Arthropoda; Thecostraca; Balanomorpha; Balanidae. The coding region runs from base 144 to 4004 and encodes 1286 amino acids. The transcript is spliced from 2 exons.
GUGGGGGCGGUCGGCCCGUGGGGUCGGGACGGCUCGCCCGGCCAGUCGGCGGAGAGCGGCGAGCACGGGCCGCCAGGGGUGGCCGCUCGGCACGGCGCCACCGGCCCAGCCAGGCGCGGAGCCCGCACUGACAAGACGGGGCGAUGACGUCACUCACUGUGACGUCAGCAGUACAGCUGGCGGCGCGGCUGCGGGCCGGCACGUGCGGUGAGCCCGGCUAUCUCUAUGAAGGCGCCAGCAGCCCGCGCGCCCCCGAGAGUCCCGAGGGCUCCACGGACGACACUCACGCCUCUGAGAAGCGACUUGCCGCCGGCCUGAUGUUGGCCGGAGCCAAGAAGAGGCGCAAGCAGUCGAAGCCGGUGAGGAUCCACGCGCUGGAUGAGCCGGGCGGUGAUCCGGUGCCCCUGGCGCUGACGCCGCGAGCAGAGUCCGAGCACCUCGCCUGCCCGCACUGCUCGCGCGUCUUCGCACAGCGCGGGGAGCUUGCGCAUCACCUGGAGAUGGAGCAUGUCCGCGAUGGUGAGCGCGCUGCCUCCACAGGCGAGAGUGGCUCGGAGCUGCCGCUCAAUCUGUCCAGCCAGUGGAGGGAGAGAGAGGGCGCGGACCUGCGAGGACAAACGCCGACGGGCCACACGAACGAACAAUACGGGUAUUCACGGGACGCAGAUUCGCGCGACGAAUGUCAAACUCCUCAGGGAAGAGUUGUUGGGUCUCACGACCAGUUUCACGCAGACUACGGUAGAAUGAACGAAUCGCAUAAUGAUUAUCAAUCCAAUCAGAGACGAGCGAGCGAGUCAUAUGAAGAUUAUCGAGCCAAUCAAAGACGAGGAAGCGUCUCACAUGACGACUACCACAGCAAUCAGAGACGUGGUAGCGAGUCGCUUGAUGACUACCGCAACAGUCAGAGGCGAGACAGCCAGUCAGGUGCUGCAGAGGACUACCGCCUGAGUCAGCCUCGAGAUGGAAAUCAUCAGGGUGACUACCGCCAUGACCAGCGCCACGACAGUGGUCAUCCCGGCCACGAAGACUCACGAGAACGCCAGCCGAACCAGGACGCUCUCCAGACCCUCUCCUCUCUGCAGCGUAAGUUCAGCUCUCCCGGUUACCUACCGUAUGGUCCCCCACCGCUCUUGCUGCCAUUCCUUUCCCAGCAGAUGGGUCAGCCGCCAUCCGCACCCACCGACGGCAAGAUCUUCAACCCGGAGGCGUUCUGUGAGCUGUGCGGCAAAGAGUUCUGCAACAAGUACUUCUUGCGCACGCACAAGGCAAACAAGCACGGCGUGUACGCGGACGGACCGCGCUCUCCACCGGUGGGCUCGGCGCUUCUGGCGCAGCAGCUAGCCGCGUCUGGGCGUCAGUUGUCCCCCAGCGCCGAGUCUCGCGACUCUGGACGGCCUUCGAGCGAGGCCGAGGCCACGGCGAGGCCAGCAAGCGACACCUUCUGCCAGCCGUGCCAGAAGGAGUUCUGCGACCCAUUCUUCCUGCGCCAACACCACGCCACGGUGCACGGUGAGACUGAGACUCAGGAGGAGACGCCGCGACCUCCAGUGUAUCGCGCUCCGCGGGAGUCCGAGCAGGGCGAACUGACACGCACGGAGCCGUCUGACCCGUACGACGCCCGUCAGCUCAGCGAGCUGCCGGCACCGGCGGCGAACGGACGGGAGGGAGAGACUCCGCGUCGCUUCAGCCGCGAACAGCUGCGUCUCAUGGGCGUCACUAACGCGGACGCCUUCUGCAACAUCUGCUGCAAAGAGUUCUGCAACAAAUACUUCCUCAAGGUGCACCGCUACAAGAUGCACCAGAUCGGUUCUCCGCCACCGGAACGGGAGCGACCGCCGAGCAGCACCGCCAGUGGAGGUGGAUCGGGUAGCGGAGGCAGUGCUGGGGCUCCGCCUCCCGUGUCUUGCCCUCCGCUGGAGAAACUCCUGGAGGCGCCACUUCGCGACUCGUUUCCGAAGGAGUGUGACCAGUGCGGACGGCCCUUCCAGAGCAGCUACCUGCUACAGAUGCACAAAUACUACUUCCAUGGACUGGGACAGCAGUUCCCCGGCGGGCUUAUGCCUCCAGCCGACAGACCGCCGCCACCACCACCGCAUCCUCCCAAGAAGUCCAAGAGCAAGAAGAAGGAUAACUUCGGCGAUGAUCUGAAGAAGCUACAAGGCAUGAUCAAGGGCCUACAUGACAAAAAGAGCGACGCAGUAUCGUGUCAUGUCUGUGCUAAGACACUCGAAAACAAGACCGUCUUACAGGCACAUCUGAUGACGGAACACGGCAUGUUCCAGAGUCAAGAAGAACUCGUCGUUCCAAAGCCACCAGUCCCUGGCCCCUCAAAGCCUUCAGGCAGUAGUAAGGAGCGUUCUGAAAAGUCCGGGAGCAAUGGCAGUAGCGGUGAAACGUUCUGCUCGAUCUGCAAAAAGGAUUUCUACGCCAAGUUCUUCCUUCAGCAACAUAUGCAAACAGCACAUGGGAUCCAGGCGGGUGCAACGCUGAGCGAAACGGCCUUCUUGGCACGGAUUCGACGUGAGGUCGAGAAUCAGAAGAAGCCAGAACGCCCAAAGCCAGCUAGCACAAGCCGUAGCUACUGCGAAAUCUGCAAGAAGGAGCUGUGCAACAAGUACUUCAUGAAGACACACAUGACCAAGAUGCACGGGAUCAAUCUGGAGGCACACCAAAGCCGCGGCGGUGCCACGUGUGACAUUUGUCAUAAGGAGCUCUGCAGUCGCUACUUCUUGCAGGUUCACAAGCAGAACUGUCACGGCAUUCGCGACACGGCCUCGGAACCUGACCCUCGUAUCCUGGAGGAGACCAGCAAGGACGAAGAGGGCCUAGAGAUCUGCACUGUGUGCACUGGCAAGUUCAAGACUCCCAAACUCCUGGAGCAGCACAUGAUUGGCGAGCACGGUGCGCCCAAGGAAAAGAAAUCCAAGUCUUCAUCUUCUUCGUCGUCAUCGUCCGCUGCUGCUGCCGCUGCUGCUGCGGCGGCGGCUGCGUCCGCGGCCGCCCAGCUGCCGAGCAUCGGGCCCACCUGCAGCCUGUGCUCGCAGACGCUGCCGGACCUGCUCUCUCUGCGGCUGCACAUGCUGCAGGCACACCCGCUGCCCGAGCAGCCUCCGUCAGAGACCGGCGGCCAGUCCCAGUCCGGAGCUGAAGACGCCAAGGUCAGCUCGCUCUGGAUGCGGGAGAAGCUGCUGCGCUACCCGUUCGGACCGUUCCCCGGAGGCUUCCCUCCGUUCCUGCCCGGCCUGCUGCCACAGCUGGCCGCGCCGCCGUCUGACUCGCCCUUCCCGCUGCUGCCGUUUGACCUGCCUCCCGGGCUGCUGGCGCAGCGGGCAGCUGCUGCCGCAGCCGCCGCUGCAGCUGCCCGGUCACCGGAGCAAGAGAGCGAGACUCCAGCGGCACCGGUGUCGUCAUCUGCUGCGUCUUCCUCGGCUGGUGCCACCGAGAAAGCCGCUCCAGCGAUUUCCUGGGCGGUGCCGAGUUCCAGCUCAGGCCCUGCUGACAUCAAACCCCCAACCACCGCGGUAAAGCCUGAACAGACGCCUGAACACACAUUAUCCAAGCGUCGACAGGCGGCAGCGGCCUCACAACGACUGCACCGCUGCGGCCCUUGCGGCAUCCGGUUCCGGCGGCGACUGCACUUCCUGCAGCACUGGCAGCAGCAGCACAGCCGCAGCCGACACGAGUCCUCCGUCGCGUCCGCCAUCGUCAAGGGCUACCUGAAGCGGCGCCAGCGGUGCCGCAGGUGCGGCUUCACGGCGCGCGGCCGAGAGACGCUGCUGCGUCACGAGCGGCGUCAUCACCAGCGCGCGGUACCGCCGGCGCGCUGCCUGUACGGCCUGCCACUGCCGGCUGCUGAUAGCACGCCCUACCACAUGCAGUCGUUCGUCAUCUCCUCCACAUCACCACGCGGGGAGGGUGUGAUCGCUCCGGCGCUGGCCUCGCUGCCGACCGUGCGGCCGGUCUCCGCUCCUGCCGAGCUCAGCGUUCAGCUAAUGCCGGUCUGAGUGGCACGCGGAAAAGCGGUUGAAGUGGAUGGGUGGACUGCUGGAGUGGCUAAGCUGACCGCUGGUUCCGUAGACGGACUCAAGUCAGGUAUUGCUGUAUGGAGCGGAUGGGAUUAUCUUGCAAUCAGUUAUUGACGAAGAAGUCGACCACCCCUAUAGGUAACUGGAAGAGGCCCGUGACAAUAGAAAUGCGAUAACGACAUGGCCGUCGCGGUUUUGAAACCUAUCAAGCUCUUCCUCGGAGGAAUGAUCGAGCAAGAAAGCAAGAGAGAUGUUUUAUGAAGCUCUGCCAGCUUCUUGGGUAGAACAUCUUACGACGAGUGUAAAAUACUAAUAAAGACAUUGACAAGCAACCGGGUGGCCACAAGCAGCAAUGUGAGCCUCUGGUUUAACGAGGUCACAUCAGGUCACCAGCGGUCAGUCAACGAACCAAGCUGUCCAUAAGGCGAACAGCUCUCGCCGAAUCUAUUCAGGGACGUGUGGACCGAUCUCAGGCUUCAUCUCAGGGUGGUGUGCUAGUGCAUCCCGUUUUCGUAGACUAGUCAUUAGGGUAUAAAUAUAUAUUCGUAUAGGCUAUCAUGCAUACACGCAGUUUAGCAUAAGGUGACCGAACAGACGAGGUCGUCUUGUCGUGUUGUGGUCAGCUCUAUACAACAGGUCUACCUCGGUAGGCGGGGGUGGACGUCGGACUGGCUGUCCGCGCCCCUCGACGUUUAGCUGAGUCUCUAGGGACGAAUUUCUUAUCGGAACGAGCGGGUACGAAGGCUAUCAUGUACGUCUUUGUGUUGACGUGGGCUCUAUGUUGUCAGAGCCGGUAUUGGCGUGGCUUCGUGAACCUUCUUGCAACUGUUACGGGUUCGAAUCAUUCCGAACACGGGUUUACGUGCCGUUUGUUUGUAGAGCGCUGCGCCCGGACGCUUUAUUCUGCACAAUUUAUCUCAUUUGCUGCUGACUUUGGAGAGUGAGCUUACCGGGAGCAAUGCUGGCAGCAUAGUUACAAGCAGAGUUCUGUUAGAUACUCAUGCCUGUGCUCGUGAUUUGGAUGUUCGUGUUAAUACAGCCUGAAUAUAAAUACAGCAUAGCAACCUUUC